AUGGCAGGUGUGUGUGUUCUCGGGUUCCUGCUGCUCUGUAGUGGAAUCAUCGCUUUAGAGGACUGUAAGUACCCAUCCUUAAUACCAGUUUCAUGGUCUUUCUCUGUCAAAGUCUGUGCAAAGAUGAAAAGGUGAUUUCUUUAGAGCUACGUCCAUAAGUCUGCUGACAGCUUUUAACCUGUAAUAUGAAAUUAGACAAGUGCGUCUAAUUGUAGCACUAAAUCAAGUGAAAAAUUAAAUUUGAUCCAAGAAUAGACUGAAAUAUUUUUUAAGCAAUCCAUCGUCAGGUACUAGAAUUAUAAAAACAUUACUCAGGAUCAAUACAGUUUUCUCUUUCUUUUUUUUUCAUUCACAUUUUUAAUGAAGAUUAAAACAUCUGGUGCUUUCUGUAGCCAAAUAUCCAAACUAUGUCCAACACAAGUCCUAUCCUCCUUUCUAAAUCUGAAGAGGCUCUCCAGAAUCUAAGGCUUUAACCAAAUUUUGAAAUAUUGGGGAAAUUCUGAAUUUCAAAAACCCUUUAAAAUAUUUCAAAAAACCUCCAUGUACCACAGCAAUUUGAUCUAAAAAGUGAUUUUCUGCUCUGCUAAACAAAAUCAUUUUAUUCCAAAAGAUAAAGAAUAAUUUAAGUAACAACAUGUUUGUACGAAAGAGGAUUAGGGCCACAUGACGAGAUAAAAAAAUAAUUACAGGAAAAUGAUUAAAGUCGAAAUUUUGAGAUUAAAAAUCAAAAUUUCGCCCUUAAUCACAAAAUUUCGAGAUUAAAGUCAAGAUUACAAGACAUAAGUUAACGCAAUAAAGAUGAAAUUUUGUGAACUAAGUCGUAAUGUUGAGAUUAAUGAUAAUAAAUCAAUAGCAUGCAAAAAAGCUUAAAUUUAAUGACAUAUGAAAACAAUUCUACCUUGUUUUUUUGUUUUCUAACCUCUAAACUGUGAUUGCUUUCUAGCUCAGAAUCCUACAUACUGUGAGUAUCUCUUUACUUCUUUUAAUACAUAACUUUGGCACUUCUUUUUUUUUUUUUAUGAUUUUACAAAUUCAUUCCUGUAACCUGCUGUAUUUUGAAUAUGACUCUUGAUGAAAGAUCAACACCUUCAAUGACAAACCUCAAUUACAACCAAAUUUAUCAAGAGACAUAUGCUCCCGUGUUCGAGCCUGUUCCGUACCAAAGCAUAUUUAUUUACCAAAAACAAAAAAAGAAGAAGCUCUGUUUUUCUUAGAAUUUUUUUUUUGUUUUUUUUUCUUUUUUUUUUCUUCUUUUUUUUGUUUUUAAUUAUUUUUCUUCUCUAUUUUAGACUUUUUUUUCAGACCCAACGAGAUACUUCAAAAUCCUGCGAGAAUCUCCUACUUCAUAUGACAUUAACCUACCGCCACUGCUCCAAAUCGGCAGAUUCUCCAGCUCCUAAAUAAUUUUGAAAAAAUUAAUAGUCUGAAAAAAAGGGGGAAAAGGUUUGAAAAAUGGGGGGAAAAGUAGGCCAAAAGAAGAAAAGGGAAAAAAUACCAAUCUGAAAAUAUAUUUAAAAAAAAGAAAGUCUGAAAACAAAAAAAAAAGUUACUUUCAAAAAAAGAGCUUUUUUUGUUACGGGUGAACACAUUGUGCUUCUGUAGUUCAGUAAUCAAUCUGAAAUUUCAAAUGUUAUUGGGGCCGUAAAGAUACCUGCAUCCCCUUCAAAAACAAUGAUGGUAACCUAUUGGGGGAUGGACGGCUUUAGUCUGACUUGAAGACUAAAAGCUAAGAAGCUAAGAGAAAAGAAAAUGGUUUUAAGAAGUCCAGUACACCAAUUAUCUUCACUAAGAAUUCACAUGAGAUAUCUAUAAAAUAUUAGCAUUUUUACUGUUAAAAUCAUGAGGGAUCUGCACAUCUAAGGAAACAUUUUUCAGUUUACAUGUUCCGCUGUUGACCACAGUUCUGUUUAUCAAAUAAACCACAUUUCAGCUAUGUGAGAAACAGGAAAGAGUCAGACGUCUUUAAUAUAAAGUAUGUGCAGUUACAGAACGCCACCCUAAUCUAUAAAUACAGGCAGUGCUAACAGUUCCUUACAAAAUCAGUGUAAUUACACUGUGAAGGUGUAAGAAAAUAGACCUUUAUUAUCUUGGUACAGCAGCUCAAAAGCAAAGGACAAGGGGAGUGUGAAAAUACACUCACAAAGUUUGAAUAGGACAAAAUUAAAAGGUGAAAAUAGAAAAAUAAAAAUAACAGUAAUCACAAAUGUAUACUUUGAAAUUAUUGUCAAAUUGAUGACUACACAGAGUUUCAGCAGGUUGUUAAAAACACAGAUAAAAGAUAAGAUGAAAGAUAGUGCAAAAGUCACAAAGCAGCUGCCAUGCAGUGUGAUGAUGAAGUGCGCUGUAACCAUAUCUAAUUUGUAAUUUUGAAGUUUGUGGUUUUUCCUCCUAUCAAACAAUCUAUUCUUUGGUGAGGCGAGGCAUAAAAUUAUGAUCUAGAUCCUCAAACACUAAAGGUGACAGGGACUCUCCCUGCUCUCCAUUUUGCAGUCACUCCUACAGACACUUUGCCCGCACCCAAAACCAACAAGACCACUGGUCCUCAGUCAAAAAAGCUUUCUCUGCCCUGACGGGAGCGGAACAUUGUAUAAGCCUAUCGGCUUUGUUCCCUCCUUGCACUGUUUUUAAUCUGUGCUCAAUAAAUAAAUACAAAUACAAAUCACUUCCACUGAGACCUCACUUCCAAGCACUGAGUCCAGCACCCAAGUGGCUCCUGUCACCCCAGGUUGGGAUUUUCUCAUUUCAAAGCCUGCUGUUUGUUCUUGUAGGACUGCAGUAAGAUUAUAUUCAACCCGUAGGUUUAGACAAAGUGACCAACACUGAAGACAAAAACAAGUCCUGUUGCUUGUUUUGUUUUUCUCAACUUGUUUUGCAGGAUCUUCAAUGUUGUACAACCAUGAAAUCAUAUUUUGUUUCUGUUUUUCUGUAAUCUUCUCCAGCCACCAACAUAACACAACCACCACCAACCAUCUCCACAAUGCGAGUACUGGUGCUUUUUUCCAGAUAUAAAACAAUGUUUAAUCUAUUGCUGUACAGUCUUUAUCUCUGUUUGAUUAUAACUAUCUUCAUCAACUGAAUCUGUACUCAGUGUUUAAGGUCUGCAGAGUCUAACAGCACUUAAAGUGAUUUGGGAUGUGAAAGUGUUCUUGUUAACGAUGAUCUCAGAUUAAUUUUUUCCAUAAGUGUUCCAGUAGGAUUGGGUUGUCGGCAAAAAACUGUUCCUGAAACACAUUUUGCUAUAAUGCAGUCCUGAAUCUCACUGGCAUUAACUGAUGACUGUUUAGCUUUUAAUAACCUCUUUGAGCAGAAAUCUGUAAGCAAAUACAGCUGAGGAUCUGCUCAUACGUCUCCAAACACUCAUUUCUAGUCUGACUGUAAACAACAGAAAUUAACAGAAAGUAAAUUCUUGGUGGGAAACUUUUUAAGGCUGAAAAAAAAAAAGUGAAAAGGAGCAGUGUUCUCAAUCUUUAUAAAUGUCCAUAACAAGCACCAGUCAAUCCCAGUACUGUCAUGGAGAUGUACGAUUAGUCCCACCAGAAACCAUGAGAAUACUGUCUGAUACAGGCUGAAAAGGUAAAUAUUAAAAGGAAAUUAAAGAAUGAGGAAACUUAGGAGUUAAAAGAUGUAAAAGAAGGCAUAUACAUGAGUGUUAUUUACUUUACUUUAAAAAAAACAAUUUGGGGGUUGAGUGGGUUUUUUCUCCACUUCAGUGUUUCAUGGCUAACAGAUAGCACCAACACAAGCCACCACAAAUUUUCUCCCCCAAAGUUUGACCUAAUCCAAAACUCCACACUCUCAGAUUUACAACUGCAAUCCAGCGAGAUGUGCAGACGUUCCUGUGAGGCUUACACAGAGUUCAUUGUGAAAUUGUUCAAAUAAGGAAUGGUUUUAUCCAGCCUCCAUGAAGUGCGCUGUAAUCAUAUCUAAUCUGUCAUUUUUGGUGGUAAUUUUGAAGUUGGUGUUUUUUCCUCUGAUCAAACAAUCUAUUCUUUUUUGAGGGGAGCAUAAAAUCAUCACCUGGUCUUUUUACUGUGACCUUGAUCCUCACAACCUUCUCAGGGGUCAGUGUUUGGUGCACAGUGGAGAGACGGAUCAGGCCGUUCUGCUGUGUACCACUGAUGCUGGUUUCUGUGAUUGGAUUAUGAUCAAAUUAGGUUUGUUCAUUGAGCUUACAAAGUUUUUGGCAUUUAUUAUAUAACCCUGAUUUUCUUGUGUGCAGGCUCUUACACCGUCUCAGCCAUCCAGUUUGGAAUAAGGAUUGACAUGACAAGCUUUAUCCGUGGUAACUACGAUGUAACCAUCACUGAUGAGUCUGGACCUCCGACUGAAGAGACCUUUCUGGCCUCCAACCAAAACUCAUCACAUGACAUCAAACACCUGAAGCCCUGCACUGAGUACCAGCAUGCUGUGGCAUUGAUUCAUAAGGAUGGCAGUAAAACCUGUAUCCACUCUAGAAAUGAAACUGCUGAACGAACUACUGGAACCAGUGAGUCUAAAUAACAACUGUUGUCUAAAUGUUUCUUGCUUUCUUUGUUAUUGGUGGACUGAGUAAAGAUGUCUGUGCAUCAUUUUUUUGUUUCAGAGAGCGGCGACGUUGAAGAAGGAAGCUGCAUCCCAGGAUAUGUUUGUUACAGGAGCGAUUGGGACAUCAGCUCUUUGUUGUCAGUGUCACAUCAAGUUAAAGAGUGCCAAAAUGACUCUACUCAGUUCUGUUUCAAACCUGCUGUCAACGAUAUUUGCACAAAUGUGACCACAAACUUCACUUCAGAAAACUGUACGGGCUCUCCCUUAAAACUCACCAAAGAGGUCCCUUUUGGUAUGUACGGUUCAGCUGUCCAAUAUAUUCAACAACGAUGCAUAAAUCUUUUUGUGCCAUGUUAAAUAUUGUUUGAUUUUCUGUUACAGAUUUUUUGGAUGGUAAUGACAUAAAACCAAAAGUCCCAACUAAACUUCCUGCAACAAUAGAAGAAGAAUUACCUCCAAACUGUGAUCUCACCGUUAAAUACAUCUGUCAGGGUGAGUGAUACGAAAAAGAAAAACUCUGUCUCAACAGCAGUAUGAUUUAAUUUAAGUCUAUAGAUGAGAAAAAGGAUCUGUGAGUCCCACUAAGACCCUCAUUCAUCCAGCAGUGAAGCUAACAGAGAUGUCGACUUUAGAAAUGUUGGUAAAAGUACAAAAGUCACUUCACUAGAAGCAGAAGUCACAUGACUUUAAUCUGAUGGUAUAAGAGGGAAUGAAGGUAUCGUUUUAAUCUCUGUGAUGAUUUUUUAAUCGUGCCGUGUUUGUGUUUUAUCAUGUUUUAAAUCCAGAGAUAAACACUCUCAGUCACACACACAAACACCAGUUGAUGAAGAAAUGUUUUUUUUUGUGGCCACAGAAAACGGCAAACCCAACGAGCCAAAGAGUCCGCCUGAGCUGGAGCCCUUCACAGAGUACAGCUGCACGGGUCAGAUCAACAAAGGCUACGCCACCAAAAACACAUCUACCAUCACGUUCAGCGUCGACUGUGGUAUGUUGACCUUCACUCUACUUCAGUGUAAUAACAACAAUCCUCUUGUAUGUAGAGAGAAGUCAGGAUACAGAGACUACAGCAGGUAAUGAGUUCAGUCUCAGAAAUCUGAUGUGUUCUUACAGAUCUUCAUCUAACAGUCAAAGUCACAGAGGUGACCGACACUUCCAUUCAGCUGAGCUGGACCACAGACAGUCAGAGAUGUAAAAAUGUCCUCCAGUAUCCAAAGCUUGGCUUCGACUGCAGUUGUGUCUCUCGAUAUGAUAGUAAGUAAAGAUGAUUUUAAGUGUCUCAGAAAUUCACUCAUACAUUUUCACACUGAAUUCAUUUUUGUGAAACUUUGACAACUCUGGUUUCUGGUCCGUUUACCUGAAGAGUGAAAUAAAGUUUAGACAUUUGAAGUUUCUCACCGCUGUUGUCACUAGAGACAUUUUGAUUUAGUUGUCCUCUCUGCUGAAAAAAGUAAACAUUUGAAAAAAUAUAUUUGCAGCUGAAAACUGGUGCACAAUUAUUUCACAUGAACACAUGCAUCAGAAUAAGUGCAGGGCCAGAGCAGGUAAACUAUCAGUGACUGAUUUGUCUCUAUAUGUCAGCCCUGCUUUUUUUAGUCAAACAAAAAAAGUUCAGUCAGGUGAGAGAAGUUAAUGAAUCACAGAUUGGGGUUAAUUUUACAGAGUUGAUGUGAUACUGAAUUAUUUUCAGGGUCUUUAACCUUUGAGCUGAUCAUAGAGAUGGGGUGACUGAAGGUGUCUGCCCUGAGCUUUAGUGACGUCUGUCUCUGUGGAGUUGGAGGUGAUGGUUGAUGUUGUCACCUGAUACUGAUGAGGUGAUGAAGCCGAUCAAACUGUAAAGACUGAGAGAGAUGGGAAGAGGAUGACUGUACAUAAUGAUAGGAUGAAUUUACUGUAGGAAGAAAAAGACGUAUUUAGAAAAGAGCAGCAGUUGAUGAGGGUCAUCAGAUAGAUGUGACCAGAACAGCUGAAGACCACAGGUGAUAUCAGAGAGAUUGUAAAGAAGUGAACACAACAAAAAAACAGAAGAAAAUAGUUUUCCUGACUGAACUUUUGCUAAAGCUUUAUUCAAUGAAACUGUGUUGCAGGCUCGACUCUGAAAUAUCCUGGAAGAACAUCAUGUAACGUCGGUGGCCUGAGACCGUUCACAGAGUAUACAUGUCAAGUUCGACCCUUCUAUGGUGGCAGGGAUAUUCAUCAACCAACCUCUGUUGGAAAACAAAAGACUAAAGCUGGCAGUAAGUGUCUAAAAACCUUCUCUUUUAGUGACAGUAACAGUCAACAUGAAUAAAAACAAAAACAGACUGUUCAGUGUAAAGACUCUUCAAAGUUUGAGAAGUUACAACAACUCUGCAUCUGAUGACGUGAAUGUCUGUUUGAAAGUCAGUAUCUGUGUAAGAGAACAAACUUUAUUACCGACUCUUUACGGUCAGUUAUUUAAUGAAUGAAACAGGAUUGCUGUUGAUGCUUUUUUAUCUUUAGCAAUGAUCAAUAAAAGUGAAGCUCUAAUGAUCUGUGGAGUAGAGGCCAUUUUCAGAAUAAGAGGAUAUUAUGAUUAUAAUCUUCUGACUCGACUGUGGGGUCAUGAUCCGAGUUAUUCUCUGAAACUGUUUUUUUCUUUUCUUUGCAGAACCAGAAGAUAUCAGUUCCAUGGUGGUGACUGUUCCAGAGAAUAAUGUGAUAAAAGUAUCCUGUAAGCAUCAUGGAGAUUUCAAGGGACCUGACAGGAUAUUCAAAGCAAGUCUUAAAAAUGGUGCCACUGUGGUAAAAACAUUUGAAAAAAAAGACUGCAAGUUUGAGUUCAGAGACUUGAGCUACUCCACAACAUACGGUCUGCAGGUUUGUUUAAUCCUAAUUUUUUUUUUUACAAGACUAUCUUUUAAUCUAACUUCUCUUAUUUCUUAAAUUCUAUAAUUCCUGAUCAGGAGUUUCUGUUUUUCCAGGUGUUUCCUUUCAACGGGGAACUUACAGGCAACUCAAAGAUAAAAGAUGUGGACACUCUCUGUAUGAGCUCUUUACAUUUUAUACAAGUGUAAUCUUAUCUACAUUUUAAUCUCAAACAUAAACCGUUAAAAAAACAAAAAUCCUGUCACUUCACAGAUAAUGACAAAGCUCUGACCGGGUUCCUCAUUUUCCUCAUCACCCUGAUGCUUGUGGCCCUGUUGCUGGCUGUCAUAAUAAAACGCAGAAAGUCCCGGUAAGAAUCCUUCAGUCUAAUCUUCUCUUACAUCAUCUUAAUCCUGGUUUUAGAGUUUUUCUGUGAUGACAUCUUCAUCUACAGUCCAUCAAAGUGACAUUAUUAUCGGUGAAUGCGCUGAUCAUCUCUUUAUCUCAUCCCUUAUUAAACACAGAUAAUAUGUCUUUGAUAAAAAUGUCCUGACUUUGUCAUUUUUGUUUUAACCAUCAUUUAACAGACAAUAACCAUGCUGUUAUCAUGAAUCUUGUCUUCAUCAUCGUCUUGUUGGUGCUUGUCUUACCUAUGGUGGUCCAUGUUGUGAGGGGGAGAGGGCUUAAAAAGUUAUGACCCCUUUACAUCCUUUCCUGUGUUAGUUUGACUAUGACAUCGCUGCUGGUUUUCAGUACAGUUAGUUAGGGACUUUAAACUUUACUUCAGCUGAACUCAAUCCUAUAUAAAUCUGAUUAGUCAGGUCACAUAAAGAAAUGAAACAUGGUCAUGAGUCAUAUUUCUUAACAUUAUCUUACAUAAAUCAGAUCUCCCCUUUUUUUCCACAGUAAUGUCAACAGAGACGAGAUGCUCCAGUCAACCACAAGUGAGUCUGUUUUCCUUUUCUUUUUGUUGGCUCUGCACUAAUCUCUAACAAAGGUUACCUGCCAUUUCCUGUUGUCUUUUUUGUAGUUUACAUGAACGUGCCUCGAUUUCACAUGCAUCGGUAAAAAAUCUCUGAUGGAAAAAGGCCUGAUGGAGCAUGGAAGGACCAAACCCUUGAUUCCCAUUCAUUUGUUCUUUGUGUGAUUGUUUGCUCUGUCAUAUAAUCUGUGAUAGUGCAAUCCAAGUCAACGCUGUCUGCCGUCUCACUCAAAUUCUUGUUUGAUUAGCUAGCUUUCCAAAUGUUUACUUUUUUGCUGGUUCACAACCACCUGAUAUGAAGUAAGAGAAAACAGAAUUAGUGAAGAUGCUUCAGGGAUUUUCUGCUUUGUGAUGACAAAAGGAAAAUAGAGUCUUUUGUUCAGUAACUGUGUUCAGGAUUACUUUUAUGAGGAAAAAAAGUAAUCCAAUUACUUUGGCUUAUUAUUUUGUAAAACAUUACUCCUAUUUUGUUUGUGAAUUUUAAUAAUUUCAUCUUUAAAAUCAUUGUGUGUACGAAUACAUAAGAUCUGAUAUGAUAUAUGAGCUUAUUUUUGGCACAAAUGUGAUAAGCGUAAUAAACACUGCAGGCUUGUGUGCGACUUUGUUGUUUAAUAAAUACAUUUUAAAAAAAGCUUAAUUUGAUGCUAUCAAAUUUUGUUAUGACAACGUGCUGCAUGCAGUUUUGUUGAAAACGUUCAAAUUUCCAGAGUUUACGUCUCUAUCGUAUAUAGGCUACUUUCAAAGAGACUGCUUCAUGUCUUUCUCUGAAACUUUUAAAACACCGAGACAACUUUUUGUUUACUUGCCGACUAUAAAUUUUCUGAUUGACAGGCACAGAAAGCACAAAUCUUUCAAUUUUAGCAUGUUCACAUUUUGUUUCAGGACAUCGUCACUCUCAGUCUGGUACAGUAAAUGUGCUGUUCAAUAAUGCCAUGAUGAAGUUAUGCAACAGGAGGGACAGCUAAAUGUCCAUAUGAAGGUCAACGGGUCUAUCGUGCGCUUUUGAUGACGGUAAAUGGGGUGAGAAUGAUGAUAUCAAAUAAUGAGAAUAACAGGAAGGCUGAAAUGUUGUUAGAUAUUAUAACUAGAAAGCACUCGGAGAGCGCAGACCUCCACCAAGCAGCUCAUGUCCCCCUUAUAUUGUGAUUCACACCAAAACUUUUACUGUUAUGUGUCUUUUAUUAACUUUUAUUUGUGUUUAAACUGGUAUGUUCACUGUUCAUAAUGUUCCUAAAACAAGAAAUGCCCAGGACCUUCUGGUUGUGAGGCGACAGUGCUAACCACUACACCACUGUGCCACCCAUUGGUUAUCUUUCAGCAUUGAAAAUUCCAACGACACCCUUAUUUUUGUGUGUUCUGGAUCACAGUAUCCGGAAUUUUGUCUGGAUCAGGAUCAACCUUUGGCACCUCAUAAAACUCAUUGAGAUCCUUUUGUGUAUUUUUUUUACUAAAGACUCUGGACAUUUUUAUAGAGUUAAAUGCAAAAAAUCCAAAAUUUGCCCUCUCUCACAAUGAUAAAGAAUCCUUCAAAAAAUUCCUGGAUCCAGAAACUUCCUGUAAUGCAGGCAACAAACAGCCUGUUCCAGUAAAAAUUAAAAAAAUGAUGUGAAAAGCUGUCAAAAGCUUCAGGCACUCACUUUAAUGUCCAAACAAAAACUUGAAAGCUUUAUUGCAAUGCUUAGCAUACAAGACAUUUGUGACGCAGGUUUUAAUUUCCACAUUAAAUGUUGGGAAAGAAAACACCCAAAAUACUAAAUCAAAAAAUAUCUAUUUCAGGUUCUCAUUUUCUGUAGGGGAAAAAGUGGACGAUUACAUCCCAUCCUCGGAUAGCCGUGGAAAAAUGUAAACUGAGCAAAGACCAAAAACAGAUCAGGGAACUGCAAUGAGGAAUAAAGUGACUGUGUUUAAAACAACCUCACUGUGAGGAUUUGAAAAAUGUGGAAACUAUCCACAUUUCUGUGCAUAAAGACAAACUAUCCACAUUGUAACACAGAAAUCUUUAAGGCUCUUUUGCUAUGUACAGUAAAACAAAGUUAGUCCCAGUGUCGCUUGUUCUCUUUCAUAAGAACAGUCUCUGGUUUACUUCCGUCAAGAGUCUAACUUUAAACUGCUCUUUACAUGAAUUUCCUCUUUGGUAUCUCAGCUGUGGACAGAAGGUAGGUAGUUAAGCUGCGAUUUGUCUAUAAUAUGGAUGGUUACACAAGGAAAGGAUCUGCUCACUCACCGACAUAUCUGUUACUUAAUACGACAACUGGACUGCAAACUUACACAGCAACACAAGAACAAUAUUUUCUUCCUCUCUGGUGGGUCAAAUGCAUCCACUGGACCAUGAUAAGAACUUAGAUUUUACUCAUGCCUUUAUUGUGAUUUUUACGCCCCUAAAAAACCCCAGAGUCGAACCAUGGAGGAACAUUUUGGUAUCAGUGAUACUGACCAAUUUAUAUUUAACUUUCUGUUUCAACUAUGUGAUCCUCCUUGAAGUAAUGGGCCAUGGUUUUUUGGGUGGCAGGUGGACUGUUUGCUGAAUAUCAACACAAAAACUAGUACAAAAGACAUAAGGGCACACUGAAAUGGAAGCAAUCACCUCUUUUUUACCACAGGUAUGUGACUAAUAUGGUACCUGACUCUUCUGAACAUCAGGAGACAUAUACAGAGUAGCUAUUAGACAGAAAGACAAAAUAUGUGUGGCUUUGACAAUUCAGGAUUUCCUGUUUGCAGUAUCAGAAAAGCUGUGUGGUGUGCAUGAAUCUCCCAUCACAUCCUGCACAUAGCUGAACAGUCUCAGAUAUGGCAGGUGUGUGUGUUCUCGGGUUCCUGCUGCUAUGUAGUGGAAUCAUCGCUUCAGUGGACUGUAAGUAACCAUCCUUAAUAUCAGUUUCAUGGUCUUUCUCUGACAAAGUCUGUGCAAAAUGAAAAGAUGAUUUCUUUAAAGCUACGUCCAUAAGUCUGCUGACAGCUUUUAACCUGUAAUAUGAAAUUAGAUAAGUGCGUCUAAUUGUAGCACUAAAUCAAGUGAAAAAUUAAAUUUGAUCCAAGAAUAGACUAAAAUAUUUUUUAAGCCAUCCAUCGUCAGGUACUAGAAUUAUAAAAACAUUACUCAGGAUCAAUACAGUUUUCGCGUUCUUUUUUUUUCAUUCACAUUUUUAAUGAAGAUUAAAACAUCUGGUGCUUUCUGUAGCCAAAUAUCCAAACUAUGUCCAACACAAGUCCGAUCCUCCUUUCUAAAUCUGAAGAGGCUCUCCAGAAUCUAAGGCUUUAACCACAUUUUGAAAUAUUGGGGAAAUUCUGAAUUUCCCCAACUGCACUUCUACUUCACCAGUGACUGAUUUACGGGUGUAAAAAAAAUCCAAAUCAGCUUUUGAAGAGAAUCCAUUCAAUUAAAAAUAAGAAGCAAAAUAAAUCAGAAAUCAUACAGCUUAUGCAAAUGAAUUUAAAAUAUUUAAAUUGCUUUUUAAUUCUCAUUAAAAAAAAAGUAAGUGUGCCGCACCCAAAGAUUAUUUCAGGAGUUGCAUGAACACAAGCCAUUAAAAAGACUGAAGUGGAUCAGUGAGACAUCAGGACUUAGUUUGAAGCUUAAAGAAAAAAUGUAUUUUUGAUUUUUAAUGAAGGGGUUUCUCAUGUCAUAUGAAUAUACAGUAUUUACUAAUUUCUCAUUCCUGACAUUAAAUUAUUACAUUUAAAUCCUUCUCUACUAUUUCCAAGACACUCAAGUAGAAACCUUUAAGUUGUUUUAGUACGUAAUAAUACAGAAAUCUUCAUUGUGAAUUGAUAAUAAUCCGUCUCAAUGGGGAAAAUACAGAAUAAAUCAAAUGUAAAGAAUACAAAAAAAAAACCUUUAAAAUAUUUUAAAAAACCUGCAUGAACCACAGCAAUUUGAUCUAAAAAGUGAUUUUCUGCUCUGCUAAACAAAACAAAAUCUUUUUUUCCAGAAAAUAAAGAAUAAUUUAAGUAACGAAAUGUUUGUAUGAAAGAGGAUUAGGGCCACAUGACGAGAUAAAAAAAUAAUUACAGGAAAAAGAUUAAAGUCGACAUUUUGAGAUUAAAAAUCAAAAUUUCGACUUAAAUCACAAAAUUUCGAGAUUUAAAGAAAAUUACAAUUUGUUAUUAAGGUCGAAAUUUCGAGAUUAAAGUCAAAAUUACAAGAUAAAAGUUAACGCAAUAAAGAUGAAAUUUUGUGAACUAAGUCGUAAUGUUGAGAUUAAUGAUAAUAAAUCAAUAGCAUUCAAAAAAAUCCUAUAAAUAAAAAAAACCUUCAGUGUUUUUUACUUCAGUUUUUCUCUAGGAGUUAUGCUGUGAGCUUUAGAGUGGAUUAACGUUCUGAUUGAUUUUUAGCAAAUUGCGAAACUCAUAUAGCUUAAAUUUAAUGACAUAUGAAAACGAUUCUGCCUUGUUUUUUUGUUUUCUAACCUCUAAACUGUGAUUGCUUUCUAGCUCAGAAUCCUACAAAAUUUGAGAAUCAUUUACUUCUUUUAAUACAUAACUUUGGCACUUCUUUUUUUUUUUAUGAUUUUACAAAUUCAUUCCUGUAACCUGCUGUAUUUUGAAUAUGACUCUUGAAGAAAGAUCAACACCUUCAAUGACAAACCUCAAUUAUAACCAAAUUUAUCAAGAGACAUAUGCUACUGUGUUCGAGCCUGUUCCGUACCAAAGCAUAUUUAUUUACCAAAAACAAAAAAAGAAGAAGCUCUGUUUUUCUUAGAAUUUUUUUUUGUUUGUUUGUUUUCUUUCUUUUUUUUUUUUUUUUUAGUUAUUAUUUUUCUUCUUUAUUUUUAGACUUUUUUUUGGACCCAACGAGAUACUUUAAAAUCCUGCAAGAAUCUCCUACUUCAUAUGACAUUAACCUACCGCCACUGCUCGAAAUCGGCAGAUUCUCCAGCUCCUAAAUAAUUUUGAAAAAAUUAACAGUCUGAAAAAAAAGGGGAGAAAAAGGUUUGAAAAACAGGAGAAAAAGUAGGCCAGAAGAAGAAAGGGAAAAAAUACCAGUCUGAAAACAUAAAAAAAAAAAAAAAAAAAAGUUGAAAUACAAAAAAAAAGUUACUUUCAAAAAAAGAGCUUUUUUGUUACGGGUGAACACAUCGUGCUCAUUGUGCUUCUGUAGCUCAGUAAUCAAUCUGAAAUUUCAAAUGUUAUCGAGCCGUAAAGAUACCAGCAUCCCCUUCAAAAACAAUGAUGGUAACCUAUUCGGGGAUGGACGGCUUUAGUCUGACUUUAGUUCAAAUGAAGCUAAGAGGAAAGAAAAUGGUUUUAAGAAGUCCAGUACGCCAAUUAUGUUCAGUAAGAAUUCACAUGAGAUACCUAUAAAAUAUUAGCAUUUUUACUGUUAAAAUCAUGAGGGAACGUCUCAUUUAAGUGAACCAUCUGCACAUCUAAGGAAACACUUUUCAGUUUACAUGUUCCGCUGUUGACCACAGUUCUGCUUAUCAAAUAAACCACAGUUCAGCUAUGUGAGAAACAGGAAAGAGUCAGACGUCUUUAAUAUAAAGUAUGUGCAGUUACAGAACGCCACCCUAAUCUAUAAAUACAAGUGGUGCUAACAGUUCCUUACAAAAUCAGUGUAAUUACACCGUGAAGGUGUAAGAAAAUAGACCUUUAUUAUCUUGGUACAGCAGCUCAAAAGCAAGGGACAAGGGGAGUGUGAAAAUGCACUCACAAAGUUUGAAUAGGACACCAUUAAAAGGUGAAAAUAGAAAAAUACAAAAUAAAAAUAACAGUAAUCACAAAUUUAUACUUUGAAACUAUUGUCAAAUUGGUUACUGCGCAGUUUCAGCAGGUUAAAAACACAGAUAAAAGUGAAGAUAAAAGAUGCCUGCAGCUGCCAUGCAGUGUGAUGAGACAGGAUGAUUAUGGAGCAGUGUCUGUGCGGAGGUCCAGCCUCCAUGAAGUGCGCUGUAACCAUAUCUAAUUUGUAAUUUUGCAGUUUGUGGUUUUUCCUCCUAUCAAACAAUCUAUUCUUUGGUGAGGUGAGGCAUAAAAUUAUCAUCUGGUCUUUUUAAUGUGAUCUAGAUCCUCAAAUACUAGAGGUGACGGUGACUCUCCCUGCUCUCCAUCUUGCAGUCACUCCUGCAAACACUUUGCCCGCACCCGAAACCAACAAGACCACUGGCCCCCAGUCAAACAUUGAUGCCACUCAGGGAAUAUGAUAAUGACAUUGUGUUUGGCUAGACUCAUGUUUCCUCAUAAUGUGAAUGUUUCAGCUCCCUCACCCUCACACGACUCAAACCCAACCUCACCUCCAGUCACCACUUCACCUGGCAAAUCCACACCUCCAAGCAACAUGACAGCUGCUCCUGUCAUGUCUCCCAGCACCUCAAAAACCGAUCCCGAAUCCAGUAUAUAUUCUUACCCUGUUUACAACUUAUAGCACAGAUCGAUACUUCUCUACUCUUCAAUGUGUUUCUAUGACACUGGCCUCUGUAAAAAAGGAGCAGGAGAUAAAUCCUUGUAUUGUAGCAUUGACCUCACAUUAUCUCCUGGCAUUACAUACAGGGUUAUAGGUGACUUCUCAAGUUAUCAGCUGUGUGCUCUUUUGUAUCUUAGAUGUUUUCAACCUGUAGCCAGCGUUGUAGUCGAGUCACCGAACUUUGAGUCCAAGUGGAGUCACAAGUUCUCACUGUACAAGCCAGAGCUGAGUCCACCUAUAAGACUGAUUGGGAAAUAGUGAGAAUAAACUUAUAAUGGUGUCUCAAACAUCCCAAGCUGAGAGUAGGAAAUAUAAUCUGUGUGAAUACGAUCUACAGCAGCCAUCUUUGUGUAGAGAAGCAAUGCUAAAAAAAACACUGUAGCGCUCUUUUGUUGGCAUGACUAACAUUUUCUUGUAUUGCAGAUGUUCCUACUUCCUUACCUACACCUUCACCCUCCAUCACAAUCAAUGCUUUCCCUCCAGACACCAGUUCAGCUGGCAACUCCUUAUUUCAGCUCAUCACGACAGCAGUUCCUACCACCACGUUCAGCGUUGACUGUGGUAUGUUGACCUUCACUCUACUUCAGUUUAACUUCAACAAUCCUCUUGUAUUUAGAGAGAAGUCAGGAUACAAAGACUACAGCAGGUAAUGAGUUCAGUCACAGAAAUCUGAUGUGUUCUUACAGAUCUUAAACUAAGAGUCAAAGUCACAGAGGUGACCAACACUUCCAUUCAGCUGAGCUGGACCACAGACAGUCAGAGAUGUGAAAAUGUCCUCCAGUAUCCAAAGCUCAGCUUCGACUGCAGUUGUGUCUCUGGAUAUUACAGUAAGUAAAGAUGAUUUUAAGUGUCUCAGAAAUUCACUCAUACAUUUUCACACUGAAUUCAUUUUUGUGAAAAUUUGACAACUCUGGUUUCUGGUCCGUUUACCUGAAGAGUGAAAUAAAGUUUGGACAUUUUAAGUUUCUCACCGCUGUUGUCACUAGAAACAUUUUGAUUUAGUUGUCCUCUCUGCUGAAAAAAGUAAACAUUUGAAAAAAUAUAUUUGCAGCUGAAAACUGGUGCACAAUUAUUUCACAUGAACACAUGCAUCAGAAUAAGUGCAGGGCCGGAGCAGGUAAACUAUCAGUGACUGAUUUGUUGAUUGAUUGAUAUAUUUCUUCCUACUUAACUAAGAAACCAAUUUACUGCAGAAUAUUCCUUUAUUUCAUCUCAGUUAUUUUUUUUUAGCCAAACAUAAAAAAGUUCAAUCAGGCGAGAGAAGUGAAUGAAUCACAGAUUGGGGUUAAUUUUACAGAGUUAAUGUGAUAUUGAAUUAUUUUCAGGGUCUUUAACCUUUGAGCUGAUCAUAGAGAUGGGGUGACUGAAGGUGUCUGCCCUGAGCUUUAGUGACGUCUGUCUCUGUGGAGUUGGAGGUGAUGGUUGAUGUUGUCACCUGAUACUGAUGAGAUGAUGAAGCCGAUCAAACUGUAAAGACUGAGAGAGAUGGGAAGUGGAUGACUGUACAUAAUGAUAGGAUGAAUUUACUGGAGGAAGAAAAAGACGUAUGUAGAAAAGAGCAGCAGUUGAUGAGGGUCAUCAGAUAGAUGUGACCAGAACAGCUGAAGACCACAGGUGAUAUCAGAGAGUUUGUAAAGAAGUGAACACAACAAAAAACAGAAGAAAAUAGUUUUCCUGACUGAACUUUUGCUAAAGCUUUAUUCAAUGAAACUGUGUUGCAGGCUCGACUCUGAAAUGUUCUGGAGCAUCAUGUAACGUCCGUGACCUGAGCCCGUACACAGACUAUACAUGUCAAGUUCGACCCCUCUAUGAUGGCAGGAAUCUUCGUCUACCAAAUCAACCAACCCCUGUUCGACCAAUAAAGACUAAAGCUGGCAGUAAGUGUCUAAAAACCGUCAGCAGUCAACAUGAAUAAAAACAAAAACAGACUGUUCAGUGUAAAGACUCUUCAAGUUUGAGAAGUUACAACAACUCUGCAUCUGAUGACGUGAAUGUCUGUUUGAAAGUCAGUAUCUGUGUAAGAGAACAAACUUUAUUACCGACUCUUUACGGUCAGUUAUUUAAUGAAUGAAACAGGAUUGCUGUUGAUGCUUUUUUAUCUUUAGCAAUGAUCAAUAAAAGUGAAGCUCUAAUGAUCUGUGGAGGCCAUUUUCAGAAUAAGAGGAUAUUAUGAGUAUAAUCUUCUGACUCGACUGUGGGGUCAUGAUCCGAGUUAUUCUCUGAAACUGUGUGACACUGAGAUGUAAAUGAAGUUUUUUUCUUUUCUUUGCAGAACCAGAUGAUAUCAGUUCCAUGGUGGUGACUGUUCCAGAGAAUAAUGUGAUAAAAGUAUCCUGUGACUAUCAUGGAGAUAUCAAGGGACCUGAAGAGAUAUUCAAAGCAACUCUUAAAAAUGGUGCCACUGUGAUAACACAAGAAAACAGAAAGUGCAAGUUUGAGUUCAGAGACCUGAGCUACUCCACAACAUACCGUCUGCAGGUUUGUUUAAUCCUGAUUAUUUUUUUUUACAAGACUAUCUUUUAAUCGAACUUCUCUUAUUUCUUAAAUUCUAUAAUUCCUGAUCAAGAGUUUCUGUUUUUCCAGGUGUCUCCUUACAACGGGGAACUUACUGGCAACUCAAAGAUAAAAGAUGUGGACACUUUCUGUAUGGGCGCUUUUAAUUUUAUACAAGUGUAAUCUUAUGUACAUUUUAAUUUCAAACAUAAACCUUAAAAAAAAAAAAAAAAAUCCUGUCACUUCACAGACAAUGACAAAGCUCUGAUCGGGUUCCUCAUUUCCCUCAUCACCCUGCUGCCUGUGGCCCUGGUGUUGGUUGUCAUACUGAAAUGCAGAAUGUCCCGGUAA
This is a messenger RNA of Xyrichtys novacula (pearly razorfish), 17573 nucleotides long. The record is from the annotation of a GenBank genome assembly. NCBI's taxonomy places the organism in Eukaryota, Metazoa, Chordata, Actinopteri, Labriformes, Labridae.